AUGCACCAUGAUUGCUCGUCGCCAAUUGUUCAUAGAGACAUAUCAAGCAAGAAUGUUUUGCUGGAUUUUGAUUAUGAAGCUCAUGUUUCUAACUUUGGCAUUGCUAAACUUCUGAAGCAAGGCUCAUCAAAUUGGACAAGCUUAGCAGGCACAUAUGAAUAUGUAGCACCAGAGCUUGCUUACACAAUGCAGGUGACUGAGAAAUGUGAUGUCUAUAGUUUUGGUGUAUUAGCACUUGAAGUAAUUAAAGGAAAUCAUCCUGGUGAUUUCAUCUAUUCUGCAUUGUCCCCAUCGACUAACAUAUUGCUAAAGGAUGCAUUGGACCAAUGCCUUCAACCUCCCACGGGUCAAGUUCGGGAUGAACUGAUAAAGAUUGUAACUAUUGCAACUGCUUGCUUACAUGCUAAUCCACAAUCUAGGCCAACCAUGCUCAUGAUUUCUAGGUGGUUAUCAUCCUCAAUUGUGCAGAUUCCUACAACAGUCUCACUUGGACAACUUGUCUGGGCCUAA
Messenger RNA from Quercus lobata, 510 nucleotides. Its product is annotated as MDIS1-interacting receptor like kinase 2-like. The record is from RefSeq and is a predicted model, not a curated record. Bases 1 to 510 code for a protein of 169 amino acids. NCBI's taxonomy places the organism in Eukaryota, Viridiplantae, Streptophyta, Magnoliopsida, Fagales, Fagaceae. Gene Ontology annotation, biological process: protein phosphorylation. Gene Ontology annotation, molecular function: protein kinase activity; ATP binding. The transcript is spliced from 2 exons.